Brassica oleracea var. oleracea is the source of this 1806-nucleotide messenger RNA. Its product is annotated as WRKY transcription factor 44-like. NCBI's taxonomy places the organism in Eukaryota, Viridiplantae, Streptophyta, Magnoliopsida, Brassicales, Brassicaceae. The transcript is spliced from 4 exons. The record is from RefSeq and is a predicted model, not a curated record. Gene Ontology annotation, biological process: regulation of DNA-templated transcription. Gene Ontology annotation, molecular function: sequence-specific DNA binding; DNA-binding transcription factor activity. Bases 337 to 1653 code for a protein of 438 amino acids.
CCACCUUCUGCAUCACUAUAGACUUAAAGCUCAUCUAAAGUACGGACCUUGAUCCAUCUAACGUACCCCACCGUGACACGUGUCCGUUAGUGUCGGCGAGUCCUCAACGAACCGAACUGGUACGACCGAUACAUCAACGAGCCACAACCCAAAAACCCGGGUUCGGAUCAGCCCCGGAUCUCUUCCUAACUCCUUUACAAAAGGCUCCUUUCUUCAAAUCGUUUUCAGAACUUCAGAUCUCUCUCUCACCGUGAGUACUACUUUGUCCCCUCAUGGGUAUCAGCAAGUUUCUUUCUUUAUGCUAUUCAAAGCUCUAUAUAUAGAUCAAGAUCUUGUAUGCUAGGGAUUGGUGUUUCUCACCGUCCAAUUUGUUUAAGGUUGACGACUAUAAUGGAGGUGAAAGAGAGUAAAAGAGUGGUAAUAGCAAAACCAGUUGCUUCAAGGCCUUCAUUCACUAGCAUCAGGACAUUCGCUAAUCUUUUAACUGAUUCAGUUACCGUACCUCCUCAUGAGACUGUAGACGCUGCUAUAAGACCAAAGACUCUGAGGUUUAAGCAACCAGCAGCAGCUUCGGUCUCAUGUCCACAGGUGGAAGGAAUUGACAAAGGAAAGUCUUGUGAUGAUUCAGAUACCAAAAGCUAUGUAGUUUAUAAACCUAAAGCAAAGCUUGUCUCCCAGGCAACCGUCUCCGCAUUGGCUAAUAUGCUUCAGGGUAAUCAUCAACAGGUUUGGAGACAAAGCGAAUCAGUACCGUAUGGGAAGAGUGUGAGCCAAGGUACACGCCCUAACCUAGUCCCUAGGGUUCCAUCCUUUAAAGAAUCAGAGACAUCGGCUGGAGACAGAUCUUCAGUGGACGGAUACAACUGGAGGAAGUACGGACAGAAGCAAGUCAAAGGAAGUGACUGUCCAAGGAGUUAUUACAAAUGCACACACCCUAAAUGUCCGGUCAAGAAGAAAGUAGAGAGAUCAAUGGGUGGUCUGGUCUCAGAGAUUGUGUAUCAAGGUGAACAUAAUCACUCCAAACCGUCUUGUCCUCUUCCACGGUGCGCUUCGUCAUCAUCCUCCUCAGGGUUUCAGAGACCACAAAGAGAGCUAGCUUCGGAAGGAUCAAUAGGACAAGACCCUAGUAAUGUUUAUUACCAUCCUCUUUGGAGCAAUCAAAGCAAUGACUCAUCUAAAAGCAUAGCAGAGAAGAUGAAUGAGGGUUGUGUAAUAACACCAUUCGAGUUUGCUGUUCCAAGAUCAGCGAACUCUACUGGUGGGACUUCAGAUUCUGGUUGUAGAAGUUGUAGCCAGUGUGAUGAAGGAGAGCUUGAUGAUCCUAGCAGAAGCAAGAGAAGCAGGAAGAACGAGAAGCAAGCAAGUCAAACAGGAGUAUCACAAAGCUCAGUGGAUUCAGACAGUCUUGAAGAUGGAUUCAGGUGGAGAAAGUACGGUCAAAAAGUGGUUGGAGGCAAUGCACAUCCAAGAAGCUAUUACAGAUGCACGAGUGCAAACUGCAGAGCUAGGAAACAUGUUGAGAGAGCGAGUGAUGAUCCAAGAGCUUUCAUUACAACCUAUGAAGGUAAACACAAUCACCAUUUGAACUUGAGACCUCCAACUUCGCCUACUCUUCCCUUUACCUCUACACAACAUUCUAAUCAAGCCAUUUGAUGAGUCCCCAUUGAUGCUACUUCUUCAAUCUUCAUAGCACAUUUGAUUAAUCAAUCAAUUUCUUGUUUCCAUUGUGAAUUUAUUUUAUUUUACAUCAAAGUUGUAAGGACAAGAAGAUAAUUGUUAUUUGACAAACAACAGAAAGAAAAAAAA